Messenger RNA from Saccharomycopsis crataegensis, 1575 nucleotides. RefSeq names its product aldehyde dehydrogenase family protein. Lineage: Eukaryota; Fungi; Ascomycota; Saccharomycetes; Ascoideales; Saccharomycopsidaceae. The coding region runs from base 1 to 1575 and encodes 524 amino acids. The transcript has a single exon. Gene Ontology annotation, molecular function: aldehyde dehydrogenase (NAD+) activity. The record is from RefSeq and is a predicted model, not a curated record.
AUGUUCUCCUCCGCUACCUUGAAGUUGGUUAAGAACCAAGCAAUUGCCAGAUCUGCCCUCAGAUCCACCUCCAGAUUGUACUCUCACUUGCCACUCAGUGUCCCAAUCACUUUGCCAAAUGGUGUCAGUUACGAACAACCAACUGGUUUGUUUAUCAACAACGAGUUUGUUCCAUCUAGACAAGGAAAGACCUUCGAAGUCAUUAACCCAUCUACCGAAGAAGAAAUCACACACGUUUAUGAAGCCAGAGAAGAUGAUGUUGACAUCGCUGUCAACGCUGCCUACAAGGCUUUCAACUCUGAAUGGAAAACUGCUGACCCAAUCAGCAGAGGUGAAGUUCUUUUCAGAUUAGGUGAAUUGAUUGAAAAGCACUCCGAGGUUUUGGCCGGUAUCGAAUCUCUCGAUAACGGUAAGACUCUCGCGAACGCUAGAGGUGACGUCGGCCUUGCCGCUAAAUACAUCAAGUCUUGUGCUGGUUUUGCCGACAAGAUUUACGGUAAAGUUAUUGAAACCGGUGACACUCACUUUUCAUACACCAGAAGAGAACCUUUGGGUGUUUGUGGUCAAAUCAUCCCAUGGAACUUCCCAUUGUUGAUGUGGUCUUGGAAGAUUGGUCCAGCUUUGGCCACUGGUAACACUGUUGUGUUGAAGCCAGCCGAAGCUACUCCAUUGUCCGCUUUGUACGUCUCUCAAUUGGUUAAGGAAGCUGGUAUUCCUGCCGGUGUUGUCAACAUUGUUCCAGGUUUCGGUGGAACUGUUGGUGAAAGAAUUUCAAGCCAUCCAAAUAUUAAGAAAAUUGCUUUCACUGGUUCUACUGCUACUGGUAAGCGUAUCAUGAAGGCUGCUGCCGAAAGUAACUUGAAGAAGGUCACCUUGGAAUUGGGUGGUAAAUCUCCAAAUAUCGUUUUCGACGACUGUGAUGUUGAAAAGACUGUUCAGAACUUGGUCACUGGUAUCUUCUUCAACUCUGGUGAAGUUUGUUGUGCUGGUUCCAGAAUUUAUGUUCAAGAAGGUAUCUACGACACCAUUUUGGAAGAAUUCAAGAAGGCUGCCGAUGCCAUCAAGGUUGGUAACCCAUUCGACUCUUCCAGUUUCCAAGGUGCUCAAACUUCUCAAAUGCAAUUGGACAAGAUCUUGAGUUAUGUUGAUAUUGGUGAAAAGGAAGGUGCUCGUAUUGUUACCGGUGGUAAGCGUGAUGGUGAUAAGGGUUACUUCGUCAGACCAACCAUUUUCGCUGAUGUUAAGGAAGACAUGAGAAUUGUCAAGGAAGAAAUUUUCGGUCCUAUUGUCACUGUCAGCAAGUUCAAGACCGUUGAUGAAGUUGUUGCUUUGGCUAACGACUCCCAAUACGGUUUGGGUGGUGGUGUCCACACUACUGACCUCAACAAGGCCAUUGAUGUCGCCAACAGAAUCAACUCCGGUACCAUCUGGAUUAACACUUACAACGAUUUCCACUAUGGUGUUCCAUUCGGUGGUUUCGGUCAAUCUGGUAUUGGCAGAGAAAUGGGUGAAGCUGCCCUUGACAACUACACUCAAGUCAAGGCUGUCCGUGCCAAGAUCACCAAAAGACCAUGA